GUGACUCUCCACUGUUGGGGGAGUCAGAGAAGAAACACCUCGUUAUGGACAGCUUGGAGGAGGACACGGUGAAGGUGCCAUUUGGGACAAAGUAUCUGGAUGCUGCCUUGUGUUCCCCUGCCUCAGUAAAAGAUGUUCAUACAGCCGUCAUUCUCACACAUGGGGCGGGUGGAGACAUGAACUUCAAACAUCUGGUUUCCUUGGCACAUGCGCUGGCUUCAGAUGGCUGCCUUUGUCUCCGUUUCACAUGCAAAGCUUUAAACUUGGGUUAUAGAGUGAAGGCUUACCGUGCAGUGUGGGAUUACUUGAAAUCCCUACAGAAGUUUACCAUAAAGCACAUAUUCAUUGGAGGCAGGUCAAUGGGAAGUCGUGCAGCUGCAACUUUAGCCAGGCAGCUGAGUGAUGAACCAGAGGACGCAGUGCAGGGUGUCAUCUGUCUGUCUUUCCCCCUGCACCCCCCAGCACAGACACACGCCCAUCGGCAGCGCAGUGAAGAUCUCAGGGGGCUACCUGAACGCAUGCCUGUACUGUUUGUGUCAGGCACUGAGGACAACAUGUGUGACCGGGUGAGGAUGGCUGACUGUGAUUUCAGAAAUCAGAAAUCAGAAAUCACAUGCAGUUAA
This is a messenger RNA of Morone saxatilis (striped sea-bass), 623 nucleotides long. It is a transcript of the gene tex30, whose product is annotated as testis expressed 30. The record is from RefSeq and is a predicted model, not a curated record. NCBI's taxonomy places the organism in Eukaryota, Metazoa, Chordata, Actinopteri, Moronidae. The transcript has 4 exons. Bases 45 to 623 code for a protein of 192 amino acids.